Molecule: messenger RNA, 2773 nt
Organism: Macrosteles quadrilineatus (aster leafhopper)
Lineage: Eukaryota; Metazoa; Arthropoda; Insecta; Hemiptera; Cicadellidae
Gene: Upf3
Product: regulator of nonsense transcripts 3B
Exons: 6
Coding region: 370-2424 (684 amino acids)
Biological process (GO): positive regulation of translation; nuclear-transcribed mRNA catabolic process, nonsense-mediated decay
Cellular component (GO): cytoplasm; nucleolus
Molecular function (GO): mRNA binding
Source: RefSeq, a predicted model, not a curated record
CUUGGAACUCUUGUCUUGGAACUGGUAGGGUAGUAAAACUAAACAGACGAUGUAUGAUGGAAGUAAAAUUAACAAACUAAAUUAAAAUGACUCAACGAAACGAGCCAAAAAACAUCAUCCAAUCCAACUCCAGGGCCGGAAUUGAUAUUAUUGAGAAAUUUAAGAUAAAAGAUACUGAUUAGUGAUUGAUUACCAUUAUAGUGACUAGUGAGUGAUUAUUGACUUUGAUAGUGAUUACUGACUACUUAGCUGACAUCUACUCCUGCUGUAAACUGUCUUAAUUUAUUAAGAAUUAUUAUGUAGGGCCUAGGUAGUGAGUGUUGUAGUUUCAAGCAAUUUCUUUCAACAAUAACAGUUUAAUACAUUUGUAUGAAAAUGAAGGAAGCUAAAACAGCAGUUAAAACUCAUGCUGGCAAGGAGAAUGAACCAGUUGAAAACACAGCAAGGAAGAAAACAAAAGAAGAAAAACCCCCUACGAAGGUCAUAGUUCGCAGACUGCCCCCCUCUAUGACGGAAGAGCAGUUUAAGGAACAAGUAUCGCCAAUGCCUGAUCAUGAUUACUUCUACUUUGUGGCUGCAGAUAUGUCACUGAUGCCUAAUGCAUUCUCUCGAGCUUAUAUCAACUUUAUUGAUCAAAAUGAUCUGUUCAUAUUCACUGAGAAGUUUGACGGAUAUGUCUUUCUCGAUAACAAAGGUGGUGAAUUCCCAGCUGUUGUUGAGUUUGCUCCGUUUCAACGUAUACCAAAAAACCGACCUACUCGGAAGAAAGACUCGAAGGUGGGCACAAUCGAAGCUGAUCCCGUUUACAUUGCUUUCAAAGAGAGGCUGGAAACAGAAAACUUAGAGAACAAAACUGCAAACAAUGUCUCAAAACAACAUUUCUUUGAAACAUCGACUCUAGAGAAAAAAGAAGAGGUGAGCAAUACUCCCCUGCUGGACUUCAUAAGGAACAAGAGAGCUGAAAGACAGAGGAUCAGGGAUGAGAAGCGGGAGGAAAAGAGGAAAAAAGACAUAGAAAGGAGGAAGGCCAAAGACGAGCAGAGGAAGGUAAAGAAGGAGGACGAGCCAUCUGUUGUCAAAACCCUUCCAUCAACUCCUGUCAAUCCAAAUCCUAAAACCAAAGAAGCUUCACUAGAUGAUAAGGAAAAAAGUGAAUCUCCAUCCUGUGUCAAAGCAGAGAACCCGAACUCAACAGCUGUUACUGAAACAACUGAGCCAUCUAAAGAAAAACACUUUGAACAAGUUGAUAAAAAGGUUACAAAAAUAAUGGAAAAUUUUUACGAAGCCAUCAGUGGAACGAAUAAGGAUACAUCUAAGCCUAACAAUAUCGGAAAUUUGCCUAGUUUCAGAAAACAUGAAGAUAUUGAAAGUGAAAUGUUGAAAAACCGUGAAAAGAAGACUUAUGAAUCAAGAGAAUCAACAGUGUUUUUGCAACAAGCAACUUCACCGUCUAAAUUAAAGUUUACGAAAAUGAGUAAUAGGCCAGCUGUUUGUGAGUCUCGAGGGAGAUUACAGAUGAAUGUGCCGAGAAAAGUGAUGUUCACUCGCAAUCACAGUGAUGUUGUAAUGACACCUGUCAGGGUGAACAAAGUGGGUCCGCCAGAUUGUCAGGGAUUUGUUAGAGAAUGUGAGAUCAUAAGACCUACGAGAUCAGUGAGAAUGAGGAAUGAUGGCCCCUCUGAAUGUCAAGUUGUUAGACAUGUUAGGCCAAUCAGAAUAAACAUACCUUUGAUUCCAGGAAACUACAAACCCUCUGUAGGGAAACCAUUUGAAGUAAGAACCCCUCUUUUGAUGGGUGUUCCCACAAAUCAGAACAGUAGAAAUGAAUCAUAUCAAAAUACUACCUCCAAUCAGAAAUCAAGGAAUAAUGAUAUAGAACACUCUCAUGUUCAAAAUGCUAAAUUCAGUGAACGUUCUAAGGAAAACUCUACAAAAGACUUGGAAGCCAAAACGUUUGCAGAGAAAUCAGAGAUGUUGAAGAAGAAUUUGGAAAAGGUUGUUGCAAAUGUUUUAGACAAUACAAAAGUGAGUAGUCCGAAAGAGAUAGAUAAACCAAAAACUUUUGUUAGACGAUAUUCUGGGAUCGGAGACGUAUGUCGUGGGAGAGGUUAUAACACUCCGAACUAUUAUCUUCCGCCUAGAGCUUAUGGGUUUGGUAUGGUUGACAACAACGCUAAGGAUAAAAGUAACACGGCUAGACCUUUAUCUUCUUUUGCUGGAAAAACACCAGGAAAGAAGUCACUGCCACCUUUUUCUAAGAAAUCUUUGUAUUUGUCUAAAUCUGAUGGAGACAUUGAUAAACCUGAAACUGUUAGCAGAGUUGGGGGUUCUGAAGAGAGUGUGAGAAAAUCUCCGCAAACAUUUGUCCUUAAAAGACCUUCUGGCUCUCCAGCAGUGGUUUCAAUAGUUGGAAACAAAAAAUAGUUAAAUUGAUGUUUUUAAUUUUGAACGCUCAAUUGACCAAAUUGAUACAAUUAUGAUGUUUGAAUUCAUAUAUUUUUUGUUGAAUCACGCAUUAACAUUUCAAAUUACUAGAUAUCAGUUAAGUUCAUACCUGUUUGUAAUUCACUCAUGUUGGUUAGCAGUGAAUGUGUAGUGGCUAUUUGUUACGGUUCCAGGAAAAUAUAUAUUUUUGUUCUUAAAUUGAACUGUCAGUUUGUUAGCUUAGAGGUAUAAAAAUAUUCUAUGGAUAAACUAACAAACAAAUACUGAGACAGCUGUGGAUCUUUUAUUGACAGACUUGAUGCAAAUAAUUGUUGCUUAAUGGAAACAU